Prunus armeniaca (apricot) is the source of this 2577-nucleotide messenger RNA. The record is from the annotation of a GenBank genome assembly. NCBI's taxonomy places the organism in Eukaryota, Viridiplantae, Streptophyta, Magnoliopsida, Rosales, Rosaceae.
AUGGAAGACGAAGAUCCCGUGAAGCUCUAUAUGAACCUCGAUAACUGGCAAGGCCCUCUAACAGAGCCAGACGAAUUUCGUCCCUCCUCGGAAGACUAUCAGUCUCUCUCUUCUUCCUCCGAUACCCGCUUGCUUGGCUUCGUCAUCGCCGACAUAGUUGGAAUUCAAUGGUAUUUAGGCACCAUCAGUGGCCAAGAAAUGGUGGUUCUUGUCCGCGAACCCCUUAAUUUUCAAGAUUCCAACGCCAUCAAAGUCUUCAAUACCACCACCGUUCAAGUGGGUCACAUUGAACGCCGCGUGGCGGCCGCACUAGCGCCGUUGAUUGACUCGAGUUUGAUUGCGGUGGAGGGCAUUGUUCUCAAUACGCGAGCUGAGGGCAAUGGGCCCAAGAUUACUUGCCAAGUUAACAUCUUUGCAAGAUUUGAAGAUUUUACCUCUGUGAAGUCGGCAAUUUCGCAAUCUGGGUUACAUUUGGUGGUCAAGGAGAAGAAGGCGGAGAGGGCAGGCAAGAGCGUGGAUGAGAUUUUCAAGUUGGUGGAUGAGAGUGCGAACAAGAAUGGUGUUUUGAAAGCAUUGGAACCCCCAGCAGAAGUGAUCAAAACGGAGCUUUUUGUGCACCAAAAAGAAGGGUUGGGAUGGUUGGUUCAUAGAGAGAGGUCUGAUGAGCUGCCUCCUUUUUGGGAAGAGAAAGGUGGGUCUUUUGUGAAUGCGUUGACCCAUUUCAGCACCCAUAAGCGACCGGAGCCUCUAAGAGGUGGGAUUUUCGCCGACGAGAUGGGAUUGGGUAAGACCUUAACUUUGCUUUCUUUGAUUGCGUUUGAUAAAUAUGGUAGUGGCAUUGUUGAUGUAAGCAUGCUAGAUGAUAACGAAAUGGGUGAGGAUAAGGGGUUGUCUUCUUCUGUUGGUAAGAAGGGCAAGAGAGGUAGACCAAGUGAAAAAAGCACGGGCUUGCGAAAACAACAUAAAACUGAGAAUACCAUUGUGGAAGGCAAAUGUGUGAGUGCAAAUGAUAAGUCUUCGCAUGAUAUCAGUAGGACGACAUUAAUUGUGUGCCCUUCUUCUGUACUUUCAACUUGGCAAACACAGUUUGAAGAACACACUAGGUUGAAUUGGUGCAAGUAUUAUGGCCUACGUACUAAAGAUGCUGAGGAGCUUAAGAAGUAUGAUAUAGUGUUGACUACAUACGGUGUUUUGUCUAGUGAAUAUCCUUCCAGAACAUCCCCUGUAGACCAGAUUGAGUGGUGGCGGGUGAUUUUGGAUGAGGCACAGAUGAUUAAGAAUGAGAAUGCUCAACAAAGUGAAGCUGUCACCAAGUUGAAGGCUAAGAGAAGGUGGGCUGUUACGGGAACACCAAUCCAGAAUGGCUCUUUUGAUUUGUUUUCUUUGAUGGCUUUCUUGCGGUUUGAGCCUUUUUCAAUUAAGAGCUGCUGGCAAAGCUUGGUGCAGCGCCCACUUGCUGAUGGCAACCCAAAGGGGCUCUCACGGCUGCAGGUUUUAAUGGCAACCAUCUCUUUGCGAAGAACAAAGGACAAGUUACGGAUUGGAUUGCCAUCUAAAACUGUAGACAUUUGUUACGUGGAACUCUCUGCUGAAGAACGUAAACUGUAUGAUGAGAUGGAAGAAGAAGCAAAGAGUGUUGUGCGGAAUUACACUAGUGCUGAUAGUGUAAUGCGCAAAUAUUCUACUGUUCUUAGCAUAAUCUUACAACUUCGCCAGAUCUGUACUGAUUCAGCCUUGUGCCCUUCUGGUCUCAAAUCACUUCAUAUUGAAGAUGUAACCAAGAACCCAGAGCUGCUAAAAAAAAUGCUUGAGUUGCUGCAAGAUGGUGAAGAUUUGGACUGUCCGAUUUGCAUUGAUCCACCAAUUGAUGUUGUGAUCACUUCUUGUGCUCACAUUUUUUGCAAAGCUUGUAUUCUGAAAAGCUUUGUGCGCACAAAAAGUCGCAGCUGCCCCCUUUGUCGGGGUACUGUAUCAGAGUCUGAACUGUACUCAGCCCCCCAAACACCUUCUGAAAGUGGCAACAUGGUAUCCUCUAAAACAAAUGCGUCUUCAAAAGGAUCUUCUCUGUUGAAUCUUCUCGUUGCAUCAAGGGAUCAAAACCCACUUACGAAAUCAGUAGUGUUUUCCCAAUUUCCAAAGAUGCUGAUAUAUCUUGAAGAACACCUAAAUGCAGUUGGUUUUAAGACUUUGCGCUUAGAUAGCUCUAUGGGUGCAGAUAGAAGGGCUCGAGUAAUCAGAGGCUUUAGGGUCACGGGACAAGAUGUGCCCACAAUUUUGCUUGCAAGUCUUAGGGCUUCAGGAAUGGGUAUAAACCUCACAGCUGCAAGUAGAGUGUAUUUGUUGGACCCAUGGUGGAACCCAGCAGUUGAGGAACAGGCAAUGGAUCGUGUUCACCGUAUUGGGCAGAAGGAGGAUGUGAAGAUUGUCAGGUUGAUUGCUCGAAACAGCAUUGAAGAGAGGAUUUUAAAGUUGCAGGAGAAAAAGAAGAAACUUGAAAAUGAAUCUUUGGGAAGGAGGACCGCAAAGGGUCGAAGGGACAUAAAUUUUGAUGAUCUUCAGGUUCUCAUUCCCUUGUGA